This is a messenger RNA of Fibroporia radiculosa, 2214 nucleotides long. RefSeq lists its product as uncharacterized. Bases 1 to 2214 code for a protein of 737 amino acids. Gene Ontology annotation, molecular function: protein binding. The transcript has 6 exons. NCBI's taxonomy places the organism in Eukaryota, Fungi, Basidiomycota, Agaricomycetes, Polyporales, Fibroporiaceae. The record is from RefSeq and is a predicted model, not a curated record.
AUGAACAACCUCCACGAUCAUGAUGUCUACGCCGAAGAGCUUUUCAAACGUGGCCAGGGAUAUCCUCUUUGGUGUCCAGAAUUGGGCAGGAACAACAACGAAAUUAUGAUCGGAGAUGUGGGUAUAGUCGACAAGGGAUCAUUCCGCCCUCUCUUUAAUGCCACACUUGAGAAAGACCAUCCGAUCAAUCGCAAAGGGGUGCCACAAGAUUUUCAAAUAUUUAACCCAAGUGCCGGGCUCGAUCCAGUGCCUGUAACUGAAGCAAUCCCAUCUGGCCCAUUCCACAGCGGUCCAUUUCGCGUAAUUCAACAGCCUAGUGAUAAUGCGGGGGCCUACCGCUUUGAAUGCACUGGUGACAGAGGUGCGAUACUCAUUCUCGGAUCUCCCGCAGUCCGAGAAGAGUUGCCGCAAGUCCGUAGGAUGAAGAAUUACAUGUCGAAACAUAUGCAGAAUUGGAUAGAAUUUGCUCAUGAUAGGGGCCCAGAAGUUCAGCCUGAGCACAUCUACUUCGUUCGAGGGUGGGUGAAGACGACACAAUGGGCAGUGGCAGCCUUGAUGCAGCAGGCAAAUGGUGCGGUGCUUCACUUCAACGGCCACUUUGGGAGCGAACGUGCUUUCACCUUGGAGAAUUGUGCGAGCUGGGGAUGCCGAUCGGGUCCGAAAGGCAGAAUCUUUACCAGCUCUGGAGCUGCAGACCAGUGCAUUUUUCUGCAUUAUUUCAAGCUCAAAAAGAGACGGUUCGUUCCGCUUUGGAAACUUGAAGCUGCUGCUGAGCCUAGAGAUCCAUCUCCCUCUUCCGAUGAUGACAUAGAACAAGUGCCGGUUCCAUCCUACUCGCAUGAUCCUGUCGAUUAUGUCUUAGACUACAUCCUUCAGCAUUCCGAGGCACAAACUGCGAUUGCUAGUGACAAGGAUAUAAUAGAUCUCUGUGAGGGACGAGAGCCCAGCGAGUAUCCGAUUCCUGAUGACAUACCGGCUUUUUUGGAAAGUCUGCAGCCAGCUAUUGAGAUUAACGCGGAAGGGCUGGGAAUGCUUACUUUGGAUGAGGCCGCCAUUGAUCCACCCAGUGGCUCUACUGAGGGUCAAUCUCAACAGACUGGUGCUGAAAACGCUCCGCAGGGUGAUGAACGAGGCAAUGAAGAAGGCAGUUCUUCGGGGCCCAAGCGAUUCCUGCUCAGCGACACCCUCCUACAGCUUCAGGCGAAUGAAUUCCGAGGUGGCGUGUGCGCACUCGCCUACUCCUUCCAGGGAGACUAUAUAGCUGGAGGGUUCGAGGACUCGACAAUCUUCGUUUGGUCUGCCGCAGACCGUCAUCAGCUCUAUGAACUACAUGGGCACACGCAAGCGAUCUGCUCGCUGGCAUUCUCGCCUACUCAUAUGGAGUUGGCUUCUGGUUCUCGCGACAACAUGAUCAUAAUUUGGGAUCCCGUUAUGGGCACGGAAAUCAAGCGGCUUGAGGGCCACGAGGGUUUUGUGAAUUGCGUCACGUAUUCGCCAGAUGGCAAGACCUUGGCCUCUGCGUCUGUGGAUUUCACCGUCCGGCUAUGGAAACUAGAGACGGGGGAAGAGAUCGCUUCUUCCGACGAGCACGAAGCAAUGGUUAUGAUGGUUGCAUACUCUCACGAUGGCUCACGAUUGGUGACCGCCAGCGCGGAUUGCGUCGCGCGACUCUGGAACGCCGAUACUCUUACGCCUAUCGCUGUGCUUGAUAGCCACGAGGCAGUCAUAUACUCCAUCGCAUUCUCUCCGGAUAACAAACGGCUGGUGACGAGUUCGGAUGAUGGAACAGUCAGAGUUUGGAGCGCAAUCAACGGGGACGAGUUCAUGUCAUUGGGCGAACAUACGGGGUCCGUGUGGGCGGCAGCGUUCUCGGCGGAUGGGCGAUAUGUGAUGUCUGUCGCGAGCGAAGGUGUGGUGAAGAUCUGCGAUGUAUUUGGCGGCGAGCUGGUGGAUACGAUAGAGGGAAGCGACGGCUUGGUGAACGCGGCGACAUUUUCUACAGACGGAAAACUCGUAGCUGCCGGAGGCGGAGAUCAUACGGUUCGUGUCUGGAAUACUGAGACGAAGGAAUGCGUGGCGACGUUCGGAGGACAUUCUGACAAUGUCACUCGCCUGCGCUUCUCGCCAGAUGCUAAGAAGGUUGUGUCUGCGUCGGAUGAUGGCACUGUUCGUGUGUAUACUAUCGGUCAGCAUUACGUGGCUGCCCCUGUAUGA